Salarias fasciatus (jewelled blenny) is the source of this 680-nucleotide messenger RNA. RefSeq names its product mitochondrial ribosomal protein L51 (gene mrpl51). The transcript has 4 exons. Lineage: Eukaryota; Metazoa; Chordata; Actinopteri; Blenniiformes; Blenniidae. The coding region runs from base 155 to 529 and encodes 124 amino acids. Gene Ontology annotation, molecular function: structural constituent of ribosome. Gene Ontology annotation, biological process: translation. The record is from RefSeq and is a predicted model, not a curated record. Gene Ontology annotation, cellular component: mitochondrial large ribosomal subunit.
CCAAGAUGGAGGCGCUCAUUGGGAGCAUGUUAAAGUGUCAAUAACAUUAAACAACAACAUUUAUCCUCUCGUAGUACGAGUAUAGUUGCAGGAGGACCUUAGGGCUGGAUUGGAAUCAGGUUGUCGCAGCGCGUGGAAGCAGAAAUCUGUGGACAUGGCCCUGCUGGGAGGUUUGCUGCGAGCUGGCUCGUCCUUCUGUCACUCAGUCAGGAGCUUCUCCACAGGUACAUGUUGCCAGAUCAGGAUGCACGCCAUUCCUAAACUGAAAAUAGUGGACCGGUGGACUGAAAAGAGAAACAUGUUUGGCGUUUAUGACAACAUCGGCAUCUUGGGAGACUUCAAAGCUCAUCCCAAGGAUCUAAUUGUGGGACCCUGCUGGGUGAAAGGUUUCAGAGGUAAUGAACUGCAGCGUGUAAUCAGGAAAAAGAAGAUGGUGGGAGACAGAAUGAUGACAGAAGACAGACACAACUUGGAGAAGAGGAUCCGCUUCCUCUACAAGCGUCUGAACCGCACCGGCAAACAUCGCUAACGCUGAGCUGUCUCAGUCUGGCAGUGUAAUGUCAUGAUGCUUUUUGAUUUCAUUUUUCUAAGUUAUCAUAUCUGUGCAAGUCAAAAAAAUGUUUGAUUAAAAGUUGUGUACCUUAUUCAUUGUUAAAAGUAAAAAAAAAAAAGUGUCUAAA